ACUGUUAAGAGCGUAAAAUACACAAAGUAUUUGUAUAAAAGCCGCUAAGAACAUGCGAAAGAAAUUAACAACAUGCCAACAUGCGAAAGAAAUUAACAGUUUGUAUAAAACCUCGACAAACUGUUAACAACAUGCCAGAAGAGCUGUUGUUUCUUCCGGGGAAGAAAGAAGAUAAAGGCCAUGGGAAUAUGCGUGUUCGUCAACUUGCUCACAAGUAUCGAAGGAAGAAGAAGCUUAUUAUUAUUAUCGGGUUUAAGUGAUGUUAUCGCGCAUCAAAAUCCGGGGAGGAGAUAUGCUUCUUCAUCAGCAAAAUGGGAGCACAAAAGGAGUUGUAAGCAGAACAAGCAGCAAGGAACAACCAGGGACAACACUAGCGAGUUGGAAGACAAAUUUCGUAAACUUCCUGGAAGGAGGACAGUGAAUGGGACUACAGGUCUUGCUUCGCUGUGGUCCAAGAAGGGCACAAAAGGAACUAACCAGGAUGCCAUGAUUGUUUGGGAGAAUUUGGCUUCCAGACCAGGUACAAUCUUCUGUGGUGUUUUUGAUGGACAUGGUCGAUAUGGCCACAUGGUGUCAAAAAGAGUCAGAGACUUUCCAUUAAAAAACUUCUCCCAGUACUGGGCUAUGGUAGAAAAUGACCAAAUUUCACAACUAAAAGGGUCGUUUCUCAAGGCUUUCGAGGUUAUGGAUAGGGAAUUGAGGACGGUACACCCGGAAUUGAUCGACUGUUUCGACAGUGGAACUACAGCAGUUGCUAUGAUCAGGCAAGGUCAACAUCUUGUCAUUGGUAACCUCGGAGAUUCGAGAGCAGUACUGGGGACGAGAGAUCAAAAUGAUUCACUCAUUGCAGUGCAGUUGACUAAGGACUUGAAGCCAAAUCUCCCCGGGGAAGCUAAGAGGAUCAGGGGACGUAGAGGGAGGGUCUUCGCGCUCAAGGGUGAUGUUGCUCGAGUUUGGUUGCCAAAUAAAGAUGCUCCUGGCCUGGCAGUGUCUCGUGCUUUUGGCGAUUUUUGCCUGAACAAGUGUGGUGUAAUUUCUGUGCCUGAUGUUUAUUACAGACCUCUUACUGACAAGGAUGAAUUUUUAGUGUUGGCUACAGAUGGGAUAUGGGAUGCGUUAUCCAAUAAACAAGUGGUAAACAUAGUGAGAUCUGCUCCUGCAGAGGCCUCUGAAGCUCAGGCAUUGGUAGAGGCAGCAGUGAGAGCUUGGAAAAUCAAGUACCCAACCUCUAAAGUGGAUGACUGUACUGCUGUAGUUUGUCAUUUUCGCGACUCCUGUACCUCUAGUGCUUCCUCCAGCACCAGCCCACCAGCCAGUGCCUCCAUUUCUAAUAUCCAGGAUGCAACAAGCACCACUAGAUCAGGCAAGGAAGAGGAAGAUAAAGAGCAAUGGCCGUGACCGGCCUAAUUACUGUCGCAUUUCUGAUUACAAGCCGGAGUGUUUAGCUGGAUAUAUGAAGCACAAAUAAAACAUUUAGGAGAUCCAUAUCAUUUAUUUGAAAUAUAAAUUUACAUCCGAUUAACUGAACAAAUUCACAUUAUUUCUCAAUGUUAUAUGAAUUACAAUGGGUAAAAAAGAAAGAAGACUAUUAAACAAAUUCACAAAUUGUUUGCAGUUCAUGUUUGUUACAUGGUCCAA
Molecule: messenger RNA, 1638 nt
Organism: Papaver somniferum (opium poppy)
Lineage: Eukaryota; Viridiplantae; Streptophyta; Magnoliopsida; Ranunculales; Papaveraceae
Product: probable protein phosphatase 2C 33
Exons: 1
Coding region: 181-1398 (405 amino acids)
Biological process (GO): protein dephosphorylation
Molecular function (GO): protein serine/threonine phosphatase activity
Source: RefSeq, a predicted model, not a curated record